UAUCAUUCAAUUUUCAGUGACGUUUGCGCCACUAGAUUCCAAAAGCUUUCAAAAGCUAUAUUCACAUUUUCAUGGGCACUAAGUGUAUUGGUUGCCAUUCCAUCAGGUUUGGCGUGGUGGAAUACAUUGCUGCCGUUAAGAGGUCUAGUCAUAGCAUUUGGAUUCUUUUUAUUAGCUUGUCUGAGAAAAAACAACUUACAUGUUGAUUUUCUUGGGUAUAGAACGUUGGCAAAUCAAUAUAUUGGCCAAUUGAUCAGUAAAAAGUUCUUAAUAACAUUGGCUAUAUAUUGGGUCUCAUCACUUCUAUUCCUCUCAAUAGCUCAUUUGCAAUUCAGUUCGUUGACCUUCAAGGCUAUUCCAAAGAAACAUCAAUACCCACCAAUUAAUGACCAAUAUAUCUUUUAUUAUUUCAAUGCUUUUUACAUUGCAUUGGUAUACUCAGUUCAACACACUAUUCUUGACUAUGAUAGAUUAGUCUUUGCCCAACACAAGUUUUACUCACACCCAAAGCAAACUCUAUUUAAAAACAUUCCAAAAGCUAUGAGCACAGCAGUGCUUCUUACUGUGAUUGCUUCUACUUCAGCUCCAAUAUUUUAUUUAUUUGUACGAGAAUACAUUUAUGAUUUCACUUUCUACACGAUUGGCUUGUUUUACUCGUUGAAUCAAAGUUAUCCAUCAUUUGGUGUUUCAUUUGGCUUCUUAUUCAAAAUUUCAAUUUUGUCAUUUUUAUUGUCUUUCAGCUGGGAAAUUGUCAAUUAUGCAUUCAACGCUUACUUAUCAAUUGGUUGUUUACAUCGUGGUCACACACUAUCAGAACUAUCAACUGAUCCAUUAGGAACAUUGCUAACAGGAUUAAAAUCAGAUAAACCAUUCACCAAAAUGACAGCAUUCCAAGAAUUAGCAUUCAUCUCUAAAUCUGAAGAUCCAGAAAAGAGACAAGCAAUUUAUUCAAGAAACAAUAGAAAAGAAUUUAUUUGGGGUGAAAUUUUACAAGAAUGUACAAAUGUCAUCAAGAGAAAUAACUCAAAUAUCAACAUUGCCCUAUUGGAAUAUGCCAAAUCUUUAACACCAAACGAAACUCAAGCUGCUAGACCAACAUAUAAACAUAAUGACUCACAAAAUCUAUUUGGUCGUGAAUAUCAUUCAGUUGAAACACAACGUCUUUAUGACGGUCUUCCAGAACCAAAGAAAAUCACACACUCAACAAGUGAAUCCCACUUGUACUUUGACGGCAAUUUGUGGAAUUUAGUCAUUGGAAAUUCAAAAGAAUUGAUCAAGCAUGCUAAACACUACUAUGAUCAGUUUGUCACUUCAGAAGUUGGUGCCCCAUUUAGAUACACUUUAUUACGGGAAUCAAAACGCUUAUGCCCAAAUGCAAUCACCGUUAGUAAUGCUAUCAUUGCCGUCUCAUUAAUGGCAACACAUGCUUAUGACGAAGAUAAGAAAGGUACAGUUCCAUCCACAAUAACUGAUAUAUUGGAAAUUUUAGAAAAAUCUGUCUCUACAUGUGGUGAAUUUGCCCAAAACCCACCAGCUCAUCUAACUCAAAAGGAUGAAGAAAAUCCAAUAACUUUAUUGCAUCAAUUGUCAUUGAACGCUUUUGUGGAGGUUACAUUGAAAUAUAGUGAAGUUUUGAAUGAUAUAGUAUUACCACCAGAUGUUUUCCGCUUGGCAAAUUGGACAGUCGAAACUGCUUUAAGAGAGGAA
This is a messenger RNA of Hansenula anomala, 1707 nucleotides long. It is a transcript of the gene NDC1, whose product is annotated as Ndc1p. The transcript has a single exon. The record is from RefSeq and is a predicted model, not a curated record. Gene Ontology annotation, biological process: spindle pole body localization; nuclear pore organization. Gene Ontology annotation, molecular function: spindle pole body-nuclear membrane anchor activity. Gene Ontology annotation, cellular component: spindle pole body; nuclear pore transmembrane ring. The annotation marks the transcript as partial. NCBI's taxonomy places the organism in Eukaryota, Fungi, Ascomycota, Saccharomycetes, Phaffomycetales, Wickerhamomycetaceae.